AAAGCUUCAGGAUAAGUUUACUGUUUUUAAAGAAAAUAUGUUUGGUGUAUGUUUGCUACGGAAUGUUUAAUGGUCUUUCAAAAUCAAGGGACCUUUAUGUUAAUCUACUAAAUCAAGCACAAGCAGAUUCAAUAUUUCCAUUUCAAGUCUUCUUUAAACCCUUAACUUACAUUCCUACAAAAGUCCUUUCAGAAACAGAAACCGGGUGUGAGGAAGCCUUUGAUUUCACCUCUGAAUCUAUUAUUUCACUUGACGCUGUGCAAGCACUUUCAGGAGUUAUAAAACGCCGUGAAAUUCGUUUUAGUAAUUGGAAAGUCUCUGAAGAUGAGAGCAAUGUUACUAUGGUUUUGAAUUGGCAAAAAAAUAAGGAAAAUAACGCUGAUUCAAAAGUAGAUCAACAAAAGAAAAAGUUAGAUUCAUACACUAAAAAAAACGAUAUUGUGUUUAUUGAUGGUUGUAAAGGUUUGAAAAUGUCUGAAAAACAAACUUUAAACGUAGAUGCCGAUUCACAGAUUGUUAUUGAAAAUGAUAAAGAAAUUACUCCAGAAAUGGCAGAGAUAGCAAAGGCCACUGUUAAACGGAGUGCUGCAGAAAGUGAUAACUCGCAUUUGCCAAAAGUUCUUAAGCAGGAAGAUAUUUUGGAAAACACUCAACCCAAAACGAAUGAGCUUUUGCUUACUGUUGAUCAAGCAGGGAAUGCUAAUGACCAUGAUCAUGAAAAACAAAUGUUGGAACUUGUUGAUGCGGCAGCUCAUGCAACAUCCUAUACAGAGGAAGUAGUGGUACAAGAAGAUGCUAAAACUAACACUGACAUUGAUAAUAGCUCCACUGGCAUUUUAGGAGAUUUAUCUAACCUUGGUAGUGAUACCACAAAUGGUCCGGUGCAAAUUGUGGUGGAGCAAGGUGAUAUUAAAGGAGAUUACCUGGACCAGGAGGACUACCAGAUUGAUACCAGCAGUGUAGAGCCAGAACCACAACAGACCAAUACUGCAACGGUGGCUGCUCCACAAGGAGUAAACCCUUCUAUGAUGAGUAAUCUUCUCCACACAGCUGCUGCUGUUGCUGCUUCACAAAAUGCAGCAGCAGCUACUGUUCAAGUGAUCCCGGGGCAAGCUGCUGGUACAAUACAACUUGUUCCAGCAGCAGAUGUUCAAAAAACUCGGGAAAUGAUGGCUGCUGGCUUGUCGCCACAAAGUGUUAAUCAGUCCGGUGAGGAAAGUGGGAAGCCAUCUAAUCAACCUGUGUUUACCUACUUGGUUACUAGUCAAGGCACACUUAUUGCAGCACAUGCCAGUGAUGGUAGUGAGUUGAUAUCCGGUUCAAAUGGAACAAAACCUAAAAGAAAAAACACUGGCAGGGGUCGGAGAUUAAGUAAAAAUUCCAAGUCCAUUGUAGCAAAAGAAGAAGUUGGCAGUGAAGAUGGCCAUGGUGGAGGAGUUAAUCAACUUGGUGGAAUGUAUGUCAACGGAAGGCCUUUACCGGAACCAAUAAGGCAACGCAUUGUCAAUCUAUCUCACCAAGGAGUUCGUCCGUGUGACAUUUCUCGUCAGCUACGUGUAUCGCAUGGCUGUGUCAGCAAGAUUUUAGCAAGGUAUUAUGAGACCGGAAGCAUUCGUCCUGGGGUUAUUGGAGGUAGUAAGCCGAAAGUGGCAACACAUGAUGUGGUGAUGCGGAUAACGGAGUACAAACGUGAAAAUCCUACCAUGUUUGCUUGGGAAAUACGUGACAGACUUUUGGCUGAUGAAGUAUGUUCACAAGAAACUGUACCAAGUGUUUCAUCAAUAAACAGAAUUGUAAGAAGCAAAACUUCUGAAUUUAUGAAAGACAAUCAGAAGCUUUCAGAACAAGCGAGUCUGCCUUCUCCAUUGUUAAACAUGCAGAUGAUAAAAGGUGAUAGAAAACGUACAAAUACUGCACCAAGCACCUCCCUUAAUCUUGUAAACCAACAAGCAAACGGCAACUCGUUGCAAAAUGUGGACCUUGGUGGAAUGCAGAUUAUUGCUUCUGGCAAUGAUGGCAACUCAGGGCUGGCACAAUAUGUCUCAUUUGCAGGGUCAGGACAAAGCAACAAACCUGUUGAACAACCUACUUUGCAAGGAUCCAACUCAAACGAUCAGAAUCGCAUUUACAGUCUCAGCAACCUUCUUGGAAUUACACCAAGCCAAGCUGCUCUUCUAGCAAGCAACCCUGCAGCUUUCACACAAGCUGCUGCUGUGAUUGGUGCAACCCCAACUUCAUCAUCCAAUUCGAACAUUGUUGAACCCCCCAAACCAUCACCUUCUCUACCAGCUGUACUCGCCAGCUUACCCUUGGGUCAGCAAUAUGAGUUGCUCAAAACUGUGGGUGGUGACCUUGUUACCGUGCAACAGGUGGAAGAGAAAAGUCAGGAGCAGAGUAAUUCCCGUCUUAUAUCAGUCCAGCCAAACAAAGCAACCAACAUACAACCUUCUAAUCAGCAGAUAUUAGUCAACGCUCAAGGACAAAUUGUCACACAAACCAGUAUGCUGGCCCCCCAUGGUAGCCAGACACGUGUUAUAUCGCCAUCCAAUGUUCAACAAGGUGGGCUUUAUGUGACAGCCAAUGGUCAGGUGAUUUCAACUGCUGCAGCUCAAAACUUAAUUGUUGCAAACCUUGACCAACCAGUGCAGUCCUCAACAAAUUCCAUAAAUCUAAACCAACUGAGUGGUGUUGAUGUUAUGACAUCAUCAGUGAUGACAUCAUCAGUUCGUUCGACACCCACCUUAACAUCACCCAGCAACAAAACUUCCAAAUCUUCCUCCAUAACUAUAGGUGCAAACCAGCAAGGGUUAGUAACGCUCACCCAACAGCAAAUACAACAGUUGGCAGCACAAGGUGUUGUAAUUCAACCUGCUCCGAACCAUGUUUCAUACCAACCAGUUGAGCAACAGAACGAGAAGCCAGACAGUGAGGUGGUAAUCUCAGAGAGUGAUUGUGUUACAAGAACAUCUGAAGAAUCUGUCGUUGUGGAAACUGUAUCUAAUGAAAAAGCUUCAGAGAAAGUUUCACUUGAGCAAAUAUCUCACACAAAUGAAGUAAAUAUGACACAAGAACAACAACAGUUACUUAAAAUGCUACAGAGUGCAAUCCUUGUCAAGCAAGAACCAAGUGAGGAGUCGUCCAACAUAAACCAGCUACUCAUGGCAACACAACAACCUGGAACUGCCCAGUUAUUAUCGGCAGCUGCUGCACUAGGUGCAAUGCAACCCUCACAAACUAUUGCAGCUUCAUCUGACACAAACACCAACUCGAACAACAACAACCAACAUCUUGUAUCUUCCAACCCUCAAGUUCUUACUGCAGCUCAAUUACAACAACUUACUUCUAACUUGCAACAACAACAACAACAUCAACAGCAACAACAAGGAAUUGUCCAGAUUCUGUCAGCUGCUGGCCAACUACAACAUCAACAAAUAACCAACAACCAGAACAGCAACAAUAACAACAGUCAACUACAACAGCAAAUAGCGGUGCAAAUGCUUCCAGCAACUAGCGGCAGUAACAACAACAAUAAUAACAAUGGUGGCAAUUCAAAUCUUGGAAGGUCUGGUACACAACUCCAACUUGCAUCGGGAACAUUAACUGAGCUUCAACCUGUCAGUUCUCUUCUUAACCAACUCCGCACACAACCCCAACAAGCUGUUACCUUUUCUGUUGCAAAUACUGUUGCUGCACUUCAACCACCACCAGCUACAGCACUUCCAUCACUUGUUCUGCCACCUGCCAGUGUAACUAUAGCCACCACCCCAUCUAGUGGUAUACCCAACACUCUUACACAACCGUUCACAACAAUAUACAAUGAAGCAUGGAAGAUGGCUACCAAUGUGCAAGUUACAAGAGCUCAAUCAUCACAUGAGAGUGCUUCCUCUCCUUCAAGUGGUGAAAAAAAGAGCUAAGACACUAAGCUGUUCAACAUCUAAGUGCCUUUUACCUGAUGUAAAUACCAGUGGCACAUCUAUAAUACAGGUGUAUUUAUGGAACCAGUUAGGGCAGUCUUCAAAAUAACAAAAUUUGUUUUGUUUUCUGACAUUUGAAAUUUGUUAACUCUGGAGUUUACCACUCCUAAUGCCAAAGAAGUCCAUCUUGUGGUACGAGCCCGUCUUAUUUUUAGUUUAUAAAUCAUCAUUUCUCCAUAAAGAACGUUAGUAAACAGUUAUUUUUUUAAAGAAAACCAUCAUGCUGCUUGUACAGUUUAGUAAAGAUAGUUGAUUUUAAAUUUUAUUUUAAAUCAACAAAGAAAAACAUGCCUAACUAUCUGCCGUCUUGUUAAAGUUCUUUAACCUUUCUGUUAAAAAUAUAUAAAUUUUUUAUUUAAGACCCGCUGCCAUGGGGGUUUUGAGUUUUGCACUACCCAUACAUGGGGGUCUAUUCUUCACCCGCUGCAACUACUAUGGCCUGUCAUUUAGCUUUUGUUUGUUUUUGUAAAUCCUGCCAUUUUAUUUUCCUUGUUCUGAUUCUUGUUUUUUUUUUUGUAUUUAGAAAUUGUAAAGUACAAACAAAACACUGACAUAAGUCUUGAAGUUUCAUUCCUUUAUAUUUAAUUAUGACAGGAAAUUUGAUGCGUUAUAUUAGGAUUCACAUUACUUUGAGUGUUAUCAUUGUCAGUUUUUUACCCAACAGCUUUUUUUAAAUCUGAAAAAGUUUAGCAUCUUAUUCAUAAUUAUAAUGUUGCUUGGUAUAAUUGAAACACAAAUUACCUUGCCAAUCUCUAUAUACUUUGUUCACUACUGUUUUUUUCUAAUGCCUAAGCUAACAGAGAAAGUUUACUUUGCAAACACUCCUAUCAAAUAUUAAUGAUAUUUUAAUAUCGUUGCUUGUUUGACUAACCGGGUGUGAGAUGGUUGCAAUUAGAACUCACUG
Molecule: messenger RNA, 4878 nt
Organism: Ciona intestinalis (vase tunicate)
Lineage: Eukaryota; Metazoa; Chordata; Ascidiacea; Phlebobranchia; Cionidae
Source: RefSeq, a predicted model, not a curated record